Lottia gigantea (owl limpet) is the source of this 546-nucleotide messenger RNA. RefSeq lists its product as hypothetical. The transcript has 6 exons. The record is from RefSeq and is a predicted model, not a curated record. NCBI's taxonomy places the organism in Eukaryota, Metazoa, Mollusca, Gastropoda, Lottiidae. Bases 1 to 546 code for a protein of 181 amino acids.
AUGCCUUUAAACACAUACAAAAAAGGAAGAAAGAAACCACCAGCUACCAGCUGGUCCUUCGCUGAACUUCUUGGCAUUGAUCUUUCUUGGAUAUUCCUCACAGAUGAGUUUAUGGAUUCACGAAGACUUAUUCAAGAUUGUGUAAUCCAAUAUAGAUUACAUGGGAAAAUAGAUUUGGUGCCAAGUAGAAAUCGAAUUGCCAUAUGUAAUGAAAUGAGAGAUAGACUAUGUUGGUGCUUUCCUAUUUGUAGAGUGUGUUUUAUGUUGACCAGCUGUGACGUUUGUGCCACCAGUUCUGCAUCACUGGCAGAGGGAAACCAGUUUGGAAAAUCUGGAGUUAUUAUCCAUGCCAGGAUCUUCAGAUUAACAAGCAUACAAGUUACUCUGGGAACAACUGUGGCGCCCUCGAGUAACAAGUUUCAAAGCACAUCAAAUGAUAAGGGGGAAACUGGGUUGAAAAAUCUGAAGGUAUUAUCUCAACCUAUGCUGGGAUUGAACCCUGGACCUUCAGGAAAUUAUAUACAUGUGUUCACUCCGUACAUGUAA